AAAACACACGAAGAAGAAGCGGAAGAAGAAGCCGGAAUUGUUCUAUAAAAGUGGGUGUACCGACACGACCGCCUCUUUUUACUCCUUUACUAUAACCGCUGCAAGAUUUACUCUCUCUAACUCGCUCUGUUUUACUCCGAUUUUUACUUCUUGGUGCUUAAAUCUACGAAUAUAGCAUUAAAUCACCAUGUCGGCGCGGAAGAGAAACCUCCCCGGUGAUAACGGAGCGGAGGACGGACUGGUGCCGACCGCCAAGCAGUCAUGGAGCGGGGGGAAGAAGAAGCACAUAAGCGCGCUGAUCCUGGCGAGAGGAGGGAGUAAAGGGAUUCCUCUGAAAAACAUCAAAAUGUUAGCGGGAGUUCCGCUGAUAGGAUGGGUGCUGAGGGCGGCUGUGGACUCCGAGCUGUUCGACAGGUACAACAAACAUGAAAUAUUAUUAUUAAAAAAAUAUUUAGUAAAAACUACAGACACAAAAAUGCAGAGGUAGGACCAAAAUAGACACCUAACAUUGAAAUAAAGAGACUAGCAAACCAGACGCUUGUUUGUGCCAAAAUGUGCAAAUAAAUCGUACAUAAUUUGUUUAAAUACAAGGUGUAAAGCGAGUUUAACGACCAAACAAAACUUGUGUUAACAGUGAAGCUCAGACCUAGUCAUAAAAUCACCGUAUAACCUAGAUAUGUGCAAAUAUAUCAAACCUAAUGUGUUUAAGUUGAAGUUGUAAAGCCAGUUUUAUGACCAAACAAAACUUGUUAACAGUGAAGCUGAGACCUAACUACAAAACCACUGUAUAAGCUAGAAAUGUGCAAAUAUAUCAUGCAUAAUGUGUUUAAGUUGAAGGUGUAAGGCAAGUUUUACGACCAAAAAUAACAGACUCAUAAAUUGUGUUAACAGUGAAGCUGAGACCCAACCACAAAUCACUGUAUAAGGGAACAAGUCUUAGCUAGAAAUGUGUAAAUAUAUCAUACAUAUGUUAACAUACAAGGUGUGAAGUGAGUUUUACAACCAAACGGAACUUGUGUUUACAGUGAAGCUGAGACUUAACCACAAAAUUUCUGUAGCUUGAAAUGUGUAAAUAUAUCAUACAUAUGUUAAAAUACAAGGUGUAAAGUGAGUUUUAUGACCAAACAGAACUCUGUAAGCUAGAAAUGUGCAAAUAUAUCGUACGUAGUGUUUUAAAAUUCAAGGUGUAAAGCAAGUUUUAGACAAAACAGAACUUGUGUUUACAGUGAAGCUGAGACCUCACCAUAAAAUCACUGUGUAAAGGAAUGGGUCUUAGUUAGAAAUGUGCGAAUAUACCAUCUGAUAUGUGUUUGAGUUAAAUGUCUAAAGCAAGUUUUAGACAAAACAGAACUUGUGUUAACAGUGAAGCUGAGAUCUUACUACAAAAUCACUGUAUAAGCUAGAAAUGUGCAAAUAUAUCGUACAUAAUGUGUAAAAAUUCAAGGUGUAAAGUGAGUUUGACGACCAAACAGAACUUGUGUUAACAGUGAAGCUGAGACCCAUUCACAAAAAUAGCUGUAGCUGUAAUAUGAAGCAAAUAUUAAUAACACUAAAGUAGGGCUGGGUGAUAUGGGAAAAAGUUAAUCACGAUAUAUUUUUUCAAUGUCAGUCUAUAUCGAUAUAUAUCACGGUAAAAAAAAUCACUUGUUAAAUGAAAUUCAACCGUGCUUAUUGGUAGCAUGUCUUUGGCAAUACAAUAGUGGUGCAUUCGAGUUACCUCGGAAACCAGAUGUCGGAGCUGAAAAUGACGUCACACCUGAGUCACCAGCGUUUCCGCUCGAGGUUUGUAACCUUUUGCAUUGCGCGUGCUCUGCCACGUGGUGCUGCUUCAGGUGGUGAAAAAGAUUUGAGGUAGUCCCGGACUUUGCGGGAACAUGUACUCGACAUAAUUCACAUUACUCUGCUUCAUGUCCGACCUCAAAAAACCAAAAUACCUCCACACCAAUGACGUUUUUGCACCAAUGUUGUCGACGAUGUCGUCGCCUGGGUAGCACUCAUUUUCUGUGCUGUCGGCUUCACGUGUUAAAGUGCUAUUGUUGUGGAAAAUCCAGCAUAAACAAUGCACAGGAGACAGGAUGAGAUCUUUAGAACAGCCUGGGCGUCUUUUAUCGUACAGAUGUAGAAAUCAGUACAGAUGACAAACUGAGUCUUGAGCAAGACCAAAGGAAGCCUCCCUAGCUUUUCUUCUACUCCCUUGUGUGAAUUCUCCAGAAGGGCGCUCAUGAUGAAAUGUCUGCCCCACGACACUUUGUUUAGGCUCAUCUUUACCCUUGCAGAGAUUAAAUGUUCCAAAAGACAGAUAGUUCGGGCUCCUGCAAGACAGCCUUGCUUACAAUCUCAGGGUCGUGGGGCUGCAGGAGCAGGCCAACCUAGAUUAUUUGUAGCUUCUUACUAAAAGAUAAUUACUCUAUAUUUCUUAACCUAAAUGUAUGAAGAGAUUCUCACUAUUCUACACUAUGGUUGUAUGUUGCUACAGUUGUUUGCCACUUGGUUCUAAUUCAACACAUGAUUGGUUCAACCCGAAACGGACCCAGAGCAACUCCCCUUUUCAUUGACUAUUCGUAUGGUCUACCAAAACAUGGCAGAAUGCCGACUAUCGAAAAGCGUAUUGACCAUGUUUUAUGUUGAUAUCAGCGGAAAUUUAUUGUCUAUAUUGUUAUCGUUUUAUCGCCCAGUCCUACACUAAAGUAGAAAAGUGCAUAGAUCUGAAGUUUUGCUAUCAGAUGUGUUUAGCAAGGUUCAAGGUAAACUUUCUUGUAACCUAAAACAAACGUAUGUCGACAGUGAAGCCGAGACCCAGUCACAAAACUACUACUGUAGAAGGAAGUAGAAAAUAAACAGUAACCGUAAGAGAAAAGAGUGUUUGUCUGAAUGAAUGUAAUGAUAACCGAAGUGUUUUACUAGGUUCAAGGUUCAGAAUAAAGUUUACGGUCCCUGAAUAACAAAUAAAACAAACCAUAAGUGAGCAGAGAAGUGCAAACAUCACUAAAGCACAGAGAGUGACACGACGCUCUUUAGGAGGUUAGUGGCACAGAGAACAAAUGACUUCUUCAAUCUGUUGGUUUUACCCCGGGGUGGUGCACACCUGCAACCAGAUUGUACUCUGUAUUUAGGGUGUGAGUGUCGUCAAACAGGAAAACCUGAGCUGUCUUUGUAACUCUGAGCUUGUAGGGCAGAAGCUUUAACAAUUAAACCAGUCCUGUUUCUUUUUUGACAUUUUCCAAAAUAAGAUUUAAGGCCGUUCAAAAACAAGACAGUUCAGUCAGAGUUCUAGAGACGUUUUUUUUUUUUCCCAGGAAAGAGUGGGUGUCCUGAUUCUCAUCUGAGGAUUCUGACUUUAAAUCAAAUACUUUUUUUUUUUUUUUUUUUACUUUGAAGUCAGAAUUCUAAAACUCUGACUUUCAUUCUAGAACUCUGAGAUCAAGGUCAGAAUUCCGUUGUAUUGAUCUCAGAAUUCUAACUCUUAUCUGAGGCUACAUUCACACUGCAGGUUAUGAUGCACUAUUCCGAUUUUUUGUUAAAUCCGAUCUUUUUGUGCAGUCGUUCAAAAAAUCAGAUAUGUGUCACAUAUGGUUAAAAAAAAUCGGAAUUGACCUGCAGUGUGAACAUAAACUGAGAAGUCUGUUGUUUUUUUCUCAGAAUUGUGCCUUUUUCUUUGCAUUCUGAGGAAAAACAUCAAAGUUAGGAUAAAUUUUGAUUUUUUUUUUUUUUUUCUUUUGGUGGCCUUAAAGGGAUAUUCCGGCGUAAAAUCAAUUUCGGGUCAAACACACCGUAACACCGAGUUAGACACCCCGUCCAGAGAUGAAUGUUGCCGACCGCUUGCUUCAAAUACCAACUUUAGUAACGACCACAUGAUAGCAAUACAGAGAGCCACGCGCUCAAACAAAACGCCACUCUGUAGCCACAAAUAAUGCUCAGAACAGCACCUAACUUCAUCAACAGGACAUAUAAGGUCCUAGCCACAGCACUAGCCAUCAAACAUCUUUUUAGCUUUGGCUUAUUUCUUUUGUAAAGAGACUAAACACAACUCACCUAUUCUCUUCCAGCAGCCGCUUGUUUGUAGCAAGACCUCAGGCCAGUCCAUUAGGGACUACAGCGGGGUGCCGCAGCUCAAGGAAGAACAUUUAUGAUCAUUUCUUUAUCAUUUCCUUGAAGUAAUAAUCACUGUAUUAAUCAUUUUGCGUCUCGGUCUGAUUGUAUAUCCAUGAAGAAAUGAUCAUAAAUGUUCUUCCUUGAGCUGCGAAACUCCGCCUUGCUACAAACAAGUGGCUGCUGGAAGAGAGUAGGUGAGUUGUGUUUGGUCUCUUCGCUAAAGAAGAUGAAUAUUGUAUUCCAGAACUUUGAGAUCAAUGACAGAAUUCUGAGGAAAACAUCAAAGUAAAAAAAAAAAAAAAAAAAGAUUUUUUUUUUGUGGCCUUAAUUGUUUUGUUUUUUUCAACAAAAUUGUGUAUUAGUCGAUUUUUUGCAAUCUGAAGUAAGAAGUUCUGGUAAACAGUUCUGUUCAAUGAUCUGAAUUUGGAUGAGUAAAACAGUCUUUCUUGGAGAAACACACUUGUAGGAUUUCCUAUAAAACAAGUUUUUUUUGCAUAUAUAAAGCUGUGAAAUAAGAACAAAUAAUCCUUGACAUGACGAUAAAUGUAAUAAUCUCGAUUUUCUCAGUGUGUGGGUAUCAACAGACCAUGAUGAAAUCGAGAAGGUGGCCAAAGCCUGGGGUGCUAAGGUUCACCGCAGAAGUCCCGAAGUCUCCAGAGACUCUUCUUCAUCCCUGGAGACCAUCCAGGAGUUUAUGAGGCUGAAUCCAGGUACGCACGCCCAGCAGGAUGCAAGUCUGGGUCAGAUCAGGUCUUUGAACUACCAGGAUGUGCUCCUUCCACGCCUGCUGGUGUUUGUUUGAUGAGUGUCAAAGCAGCUGAUAACUGAGCUCGCUCUGUUGACUCUUGUCUUUUUGUAGAGGUGGAUGUCAUCUGUCACAUUCAGGCCACAUCCCCCUGUCUGCAUCCGUUCCACCUGAAGGGGGCGCUAGAGCUGAUCACAGAGAAAGGCUACGACUCGAUCUUCUCUGUGGUCAGGAGGCAUCAGUUCCGCUGGAAGGAGGUCAAAACAGGAUGUAAGUUCCCUGUAUGGAGUUUCAGUGACACAACUUUCUCCGGGAUGUUUAGGUAACACCCAACCCUGAGAGCAAAGAAAACCUGUUGGUUGAGGAAUUAAAACUGCCGUAAUUGAUGGAAGAGCUAAUUCACUUUAGGCACUGAUAUCACAAACUGUGCAGAGACAGGCAGAGGACUUCUACUUGAAGCCAAAACUAGUGCUUUUCUACACAGAUAUGCACUAUCUCUUUCAGGAAAUAUUGACACUGAUAUGUUUGUCCUGGUGAGAUAAUUUUUGCAAUGCCCCUUUUUUAUCAAGAGUUAGAUAAGAACUGGAACGUUUUAAGGCUGCAGACUCAAGUCAACGGUUCACCUGCAACAACAAAUACUUGAACCUCCAAAACCAAAACAAACUGUGUUCACAGACAGCAGUGAUUUCCACUCCAGAGUGAUGUUUGUCAAGGCCAUCCUGUGUUCACCCUCGUCAUAAUUCUUCUUCUGCUCUGUUUUUAGCUAAUGAGCUCACUCGUCCGUUCAACCUGGACCCGCCAAACCGACCGCGGCGGCAGGACUGGGACGGGGAGCUGUGCGAGAACGGUUCCUUCUACUUCGCCUCCAAAGAGCUCGUUGAGAGGGCGAAGUGUAUGCAGGUAAUCUACUGACACUCAAAUACGGUAUUUCAUUAUUUCACCGACUUUCACAGGUAUUUAGGCAUUGGUUUUUGGUAUCAUGAUGUCAUAAAGUAGUGCCGAUGGACUCUUCCUGUGUGUGAAUGAAUGAAAUUUCACAGUGACUCGUCUCUCUUUCUUCAGGGUGGUAAGGUCACGUACUUUGAGAUGCUGCCAGAGUACAGUGUGGACAUCGACGUGGACAUUGACUGGCCUGUAGCAGAGCAGAGGGUCCUGAGGUGAGCCGAAGUGACGGGGUUUAGGGGGCAUGGUGUGGUAAAGGGAUAUUCCGGCGUAAAAUUAAUUUAGGGUCAAACACACCAUAAGACCAAGUUAGACCCCCCCCCUCCAGAGAUGAAUGUUGCCGACCGCCAACUCACCUACUCUCUUCCAGCAGCCGCUUGUUUGUAGUGAGAACCCAGACCAGUCCAUUACGGACUACAGCGGAGUUUCGCAGCUCAAGGAAGAACAUUUAUGAUCAUUUCUUCAUCAUUUCCUUGAAGUAAUAAUCAUCAUAAUAAUCAUUUUGCACUGCAGACGCGGUAGUUCUUCUGUCUUAGCGUCUCGGUCUGAAGAAAUGAUCAUAAAUGUUCUUCCUUGAGCUGCGAAACUCCGCUGUCGUCCGUAAUGGACUGGCUCUUAACUUUCUUAACCAACUUUAACAUUUAAUACCAACAUCUUGACUUUCUAAAGUUAAGAUGUUUGGUGGCUAGUACUAUGGCUGUGACCCUAUAUGUCCUGUUGAUGAAGUUAGGUGCUGUUCUGAACAUUAUUUGUGGCGUUUUGGUUGAGGUUUGUUUAUGGCUCGUCACUAAAGUUGGUAUAACUCAGUGUUGUUUUCGUCAGGCAGGAUGAAAACUUAAAUGACGACGUCAGACCCCUUUUUUCCUUGACGAAAAUGAGACUAAGACGAACGUCACCAAAGCUCUGUAAAGACUAAAAUGUGACGAAAAUUAUAUUCAUUUUCGUCAGACGAGAACGAGACGAGACUAAAUUGUUAUUAGGUGGACGAACAAAGUUUCAAAACAUGGUUUUUUUUGUCCUAACAGUCACGCCCCCAUCACACACGCACCAAAAGCCUCGCUCGCGCACAGCUGCGCGCACACAGUCAUACACAUACAAAGAGCGGCAGGUGGACGAGGCGCGCGCAAACACACACCGUGGCGGCAGGCACAGCAGCGGUACCCGGUGGCCGAAAAAAGAGGGAUGGUUUAUGGUCCUACUUCAGAUACAGUCCAAGUGACAAUAAAACACAAUGUCUUGUACGGGGACGGGGAGACGAGACAGACGACAGUUGUGGAGCCACAGCUUCCUCAUGCUGCGGCUUCAAACUGUCGGGAAAGAACACCACGAACCUCAAAAAGGAUUUCGUCGACUAAAAUUAGACUAAAACCUUUUGAGUUUUCGUCGGACUAAAACUAGACGAAAACUAUCAAGGAUAGAAAUGACUAAAAUGGGACUAAAACGAAGAAGCAUUUCGUCAAAAUGACUAAGACUAAAACUAAAUCUAAAAUGCCUGCCAAAAACAACACUGGAAUAACUGGAGAAGCAAGCGGUCGGCAACAUCAAUCUCUCAAGGGGGUGUCUAACUUGGUGUUACGGUGUUUUUGACCCUAAAUUAAUUUUACGCCGGAAUAUCCCUUUAAUUCAGCAGGUUGGUGUCCCUCAGGGUUCUGUCCUGGGUCCUCUGCUGUUUCCGCUGCGUCUGCUCUUUCCUGGAUGUCUCAUAGGAACUUUUUAACACGCAGAUGAAUUCCGCCGCCUCUACAUCUCGAUUUAAUCUUCUUGUGUCUUUGUUCAGGUACGGGUACUUCGGCCGGAACACGCCUGAAAUGGUCCGCCUUUUGUUCUGUAACGUUUCCGGAUGUCUAACAGAAGGGCGGAUCUUCUUGUCUGCGUCCGGGGAGGAGAUGGUGUCCAUCAACACCAGAGACACCACGGGCAUCCGCAUGCUGCAGAAAGCAGACGUGGAGGUCCAGAGUCCUCGACUCUUCAUCAUAAACACCUCGGCGAACUGACUCCAGUCUCGAGGACUCAUUCUACCUUCUGUGUCGCUCCACCAGGUGGUGCUGUUGACCUCCAGUCUGGACCCCGUGACCAAGGAGCUGGCGGAAAAAGUGAGUCAGAGGACGGGCUGCAAGGUGAUGCAGGUGGGAGAGGAGCCGCUGGAUGCUCUGAAGCUGGAGGUGGGGCAGAGGAAGCUGGACUGGAAGGAUGUGGCGUACAUGGGUAAGAAACGGCCUCGAGAGAGUCAAAGAUGUUGAAACGGAAAAAAACGUGUUUUUAAAUUUACACCUGCUGUUUUCUCCUCUCAGGUAACGACACACAAGACGUGAACUGUCUGAACCUGGCAGGUAUGAGCGCCGUACCCAGAGACGCCCCUAACAUGGCCAUCAACGCCGCCAAGUACACCUGCCGCGGCGUCGGGGGAAAGGGCGCGGUAAGGGAGUUUGCCGAGCACAUCCUCCUGCAGAAGAAGAAGGCGCAGUCGCAGAUGGAGCAGGACCGCAUCGACCGCAAGAACUUCUAAGUUUGAAGGAAACAUGAAAAACAACGCGGUGCAGUUUCUGCGCAACUGAGAGGAGGAAUCAGUUUAGAAUUAAUUGUAGAUGCGUACAGAAUUUAAAUUAAUGUACUUGUUUACAAUCAAGUGGAACAGGAAUCAGUUUUCCCUCAUAGUUCAAAAACGUGAUUUUUAUGCAUGCUUCAAAGUUGUUUUCAAAAAGAAGGAGCUCAAGUCAAGCUGUGAAAACCAAAAAAAAAAUACAAAAGUCCACAAAUAUUGAGGGUUUGAAGGAUCCGGGACUUUCUUUGAGUGCAACGACGCCGCUAAUUGAAACAGGAAUAAGUCCAUCAGAGAGGCGUCGAAACUUUAAUUAUUAACUGGAAACUAAACUGCUGUAUUUAUCAGAAAAAAAGGCCGAAUCUCCCGCUUUUUAGCUGCUUUAGGUACUUAAUCACCAACUAGUGCCCCAAAAUUUUUAAUUAUUGUUUUAAUUUAUAAGCUGUAAUCGCUCUUUGUCGUCGAUAUUCGUGGCGUUUUCAACCAAAUUAACUCUAUCAGUGUCCAAAAUGUGUCUUCACUCUCUUUUGUAAGUUUCAUAUCUGAGUCAAACCGAUCAUUUCCGUCACGUCUGAUGAACCACCUUUUUCAAAAACAGUUAUUUGAUUCACUUUCUCACUCAGAGCGAAGACAAAAACGCCGUCUGUCCUGUCAAUAUGAAGUUAAAUCCUGAGACCAGUUAGCUUAGCAUUGGGAAACCACAACUUCCGAAUCUGAAGGUUAUUUUCCAUAGACUGUAUAUAAGAUGGACAGAGUCUGCCUCCUCGCUGGGUGAAGCCACUCCGAGAACAGCGCCCUCUGAUGGUGGGCUGCAGUACAGGUCAUGAAUCCCGCCUCCGCCAGCAAAGCUUAUGGGACUGUGGACUGAAGUCUGUGCGGCCGAAUGCGCACAUCGCUACUGCGCAACUCUGGUUUCAAGGAAGUGGAGAAAAACCCGGAAUUACCAAGCGCUUUUUGGCUUCAAAUCCGUAUACAGGCGGAAGGCGGAACCAGGGUGUCCAUCUUAUAUACAGUCUAUGGUAUUUUCUAGCCGAACAAUCAGCUUGUUAAAGUGGAUCUUUUUCGUACACAGAGCCAGUUCAACCUUGUUUCCGGUCCCAGUGCUGACUCAAAAUGCUCGCCGUAGCCUCCUGUUAACAGACAGAUCUUACGUAAAAGUCUAAAAGUUUAGUUUUUGCUUCUAAUCGUUUUCUCUAAAACGCACCUGAAGGCGGCGUUUCGUGUUUCUGGGAUUUAGAAGUAGAGAGAUUAUCGCUGGUAAAAAACUUAAGCUAUUUUUAGGUGAUGAUGGGUGAAGGACCUUCAUUUGCACUUUGAUUCAGUCUCUUUAGAAAAACGUUUGAUUCAACAUGUAUGAGUUGAUUAAAAAAAAGCUUUAUGUGUGUCCGUCUCGCUUACAGAUGUUUGAUCUUGAACGCUUUCACGUCAUCUGGCUCAUCUCUGUGAUUUCACUUUGUUUUUUCAUGAAUGUGCUUUAUCGUCGGGAUCUGUGAUUAAAUUCAAAUGAAGUUUUCAAGAAGGACGA
Molecule: messenger RNA, 9843 nt
Organism: Xyrichtys novacula (pearly razorfish)
Lineage: Eukaryota; Metazoa; Chordata; Actinopteri; Labriformes; Labridae
Source: the annotation of a GenBank genome assembly